CUCCGUCACAGCUGUAGCGGAGCUCAAGCGCAACGAUUGCCACUCCCGACAACCCCAAAUAACUCCUCCAGACACCUCCAUUGGACUCAUUCGCCGUAUUUUCUCUAACCGACUCGCCCACAAAUUGCGAGUUUGUGUCCUGCCCGCACCGGUUACUGCUUGCGCACACCCACACCCUAUCAUCCCUCCCACCUUGACCAUUCCCACACCAAAUCACACCUUGCAAUGCUGCCCCUCGGUCUCCUCACGGCCGCACAGGGCCACCCUAUGCUGGUCGAGCUGAAGAACGGCGAGACUCUGAACGGCCAUCUGGUCACCUGCGACAACUGGAUGAACCUGAUCCUGCGCGAAGUAGUACAGACCAGUCCCGAGGGCGACAAGUUCUUCAGAUUGCCUGAAGUUUACAUCCGCGGCAACAACAUCAAAUACCUCCGUGUCCCCGACGAAAUCAUCGAUAUUGUGAAAGAGCAACAACAGAAUCAACCACAGAACCGCCGCGGUGGUCACGGACGAGAUGGGGACCGUGGGCGAGGCCGUGGUGGCCGUGGUGGUCGGGGCCGGGGUCGGGGUGGACGCGGUGGUGGUGAUCGCGGCGGUCAAUGAGCAACACUCUACGAUGGACGAAUUGCAUGACUGAGAACCUAAGUUGAGUAAAUAAGAUACCCCGCAGCAGAGAGUGGGUAUGGUCGCUCGCUGGGAGGUCCCCCGUGUUGGACGAGCAUGGCCGUGGCGUAUCUGGCUCUGUUUUUUUUUUUUUUUUUUUCAGUGGGAAUCUGGGUUUCUGGAUCGGUUCGCGGUCUACGAAUAUUACAUAUUGAAAACCCUGAA
Penicillium brasilianum is the source of this 828-nucleotide messenger RNA. NCBI's taxonomy places the organism in Eukaryota, Fungi, Ascomycota, Eurotiomycetes, Eurotiales, Aspergillaceae. The record is from the annotation of a GenBank genome assembly.